GCCUUUCAGUUCAGUCAUGAGUUUCCAGUAAGAAGAGGCGUGUGGUGAGAAAGCAACAUCAUCAUUUCUGCAUAAGCCUAACUGUAAGGAUUACUUUUACAGUGACCGUCCGAUUUACACUGAAUUGAUGGAUCUCCACUUUAAACUUUCUGUCCAGUUCGGACUAUUAUUUUCAAGAACUGGAUAAUAGCUAAACGAGAAAUCCUGCGCACUUCACUACUCUUACGGGAAUGGACAUUUGGUGAGGUAAGCAAGUUUCCCCAAACAUUUUCUUUCUCAGAAGAUGUAACUUGGACUUUUUAAACUUUCACGCCAGAUAUUUUUGGUCAGUAGUGUAUCAAAAAACUGAUACAUGAAUGUCAAAGAGAAGCUGAACCAGUAGAACCAGCUUGAGUUUCGCGCAGCUGGAAAAAGUCUCCUCUGCUCUGCUCUGUUCCUUUUUAUAAAAAACGCAAGGAACCAGCAGCAAUGGCAGGAACAAACAGCUCAAACAUGAAAACUCUGGAGGAUUUAACUCUGGACUCUGGUUAUGGAGCAGGGGACUCGUGCAAGUCCUUAAGCCUGUCGUCGUCCAAGUCAAACUCGCAGGCGUUCAUGAACACCCCUCACCGGGGGAACUGGUGGUACUACUCCGGAUCCAUGAACAGCAGAAACAACAGUUGGGAUACAGUCAACACAGUGCUUCCCGAGGAUCCAGAGGACAUUUUCUCUAAGUGCCCACGCUUACCGGAGCUGGAGGAGUUCCCGUGGACGGAGGAGGAUGUGGGGAGGGUCGUGCGUAAAGGUGCGGGGAAGGGCGCCUCGCUCUCCGCGGAGGCUGUGCGCAGACUAGCCACCCUGAUGCGCAGAGCGCUCAUCCGCAUCUCCAGAGAGGCGCAGCGGCUCAGUGUCAUGCACUGCAGAUGCACCAGGUUCGAGGUCCAAAGCGCGAUCCGCCUGGUGCUCAGUUGGGCGCUGGCGGAUCACUGCGUCUCGGCCACUGUGAAGGCCAUAUCUAUGUACAACAUGAGCGCUGGAGAGCUCUUGCGCAAGGGAAAGUCAGCCCGAUGUGGGCUUGUGUUCUCCGUGGGACGGUUUUUUCGCUGGAUGGUGGACACUCGGAUCGCGGUGCGCAUCCACGAGUACGCGGCCAUCUGCCUGACCGCGUGUAUGGAGGCGCUCGUGGAGGAGGUGGGAGUGCGCGUGCUGAUGGCGGAGAGGGAAGGCGCGACACCCGGCUGCGUCCUGACAGCAGAGGCGCUGGAGGGGGUCAUCAAUAAUGAUGCCGAGCUAUGGGGUGUCCUACAACACUAUGAGCAUCUCAUCUGUGGGAAGAACGCCAAUGGUGUUCUGUCACUUCCGGCUCAUUUCAGUCCAUACACAGAGGGAUGUCAGACGGGAUUGGAGAGCAGAGAGGAUGCGUACGCUGAACUGGAGCUGCGGACACUCGAGCAGGCCUUACUGGCUACAUGUGUGGGCAGCAUUUCAGAACUGAGUGACCUGGUGUCACGGGCCAUGCACCAUAUGCAGCGCCUCAGUUCUGUCCGUCACGGGCUCAGUCCGGCACGACAUGCCCGCCAGCAGCAAGUCUCCUGGUCUCCGGACGCCCUCCACACUCUCUACUACUUCCUGCGAUGCCCUCAGAUGGAGUCCAUGGAGAACCCCAACCUGGAUCCGCCCAGGAUGGCCCUGAGCAAAGAAAGGCCGUUCCUCCUCCUCCCUCCGCUGAUGGAGUGGAUGCGUGUGGCCAUCGUUCACGCGGAGCAUCGCCGCAGCUUAUUGGUGGACAGCGAUGAUGUCAGACAGACAGCACGGCUACUCCUGCCUGGGCUAGACUGUGAGCCUAGACUGCUAAAGCCUGAGUGCUGUUUUAGUUCCUUCAGGCGGCUGGAUGCCAAAGCCGCUACAGAUAAGUUCCAGCUGGACCUGGGCUUUCGCAUGCUCAACUGCGGCCGCACCGAUCUGAUUGGCCAGGCCAUCGAGCUGCUGGGGCCAGAUGGUGUCAACAGCAUGGAUGACCAGGGUAUGACCCCGCUGAUGUACGCCUGCUCAGCUGGAGACGAAGCUUUAGUCCAGAUGCUGAUUGAUGCUGGAGCCAAUCUGGAUGUAGCAGUACCCGUUUGCUCUCCCAAACAUCCUUCAGUCCACCAAGACAGCCGCCACUGGGUGGCGCUCACAUUCGCUGUGUUACAUGGACAUAUAUCAGUAGUGCAGCUUCUAUUAGAUGCCGGGGCAAAUGUGGAAGGAGCAGCCGUCCGUAACGGACAGGAGAGCAAUGUCGAGACGCCUCUCCAGCUGGCAUCUGCAGCAGGGAAUUACGAGAUGGUUAGUUUACUGCUGGCGCGGGGUGCAGAUCCCCUGCUGAGGUCCCAGGACGGUAACACACUGACAUCAUCGCUCUAUGAGGACAUGAACUGCUUCAGUCAUGCUGCCGCCCAUGGCCAUAGGAAUGUUUUAAGGAAGCUCCUCUCUCAGCCUCAGAAGGUGAGGGAAGAUGUGCUUUCGCUGGAGGAGAUCCUGGCAGAGGGUGUGGAGGGCGAGACGCGGGCGUCUGGCCGGAACGGACAUUCUCUACCCCCUCCUCCAUCCCCUAACCUCAGCCUGGUGUCAGAAGAUGCCCUGCCCAAGCUGUGUAAGGCCCGUAUGAAAGCUCUGCAGGAGGCGUCAUUCUACAGUGCAGAGCACGGUUACCUGGAUGUCACCAUGGAGCUCAGAUCACUGGGAGUGCCGUGGAAGCUUCAUGUAUGGUUGGAGUCACUGCGCAGUGCUCAGCAAAAGUCCAGAGCUGGAGUCACGCUCUCCCUUUUGCGUGACUUCACUUCCAUCAGAGAGGAGGACUACUGUGAGGAACUGGUCUGCGUUGGUUUUCCUCUGAUGUUUAACAUCCUGAAAAAUAGCAAGAACGAGGCAAUACUCCAACAGCUGGGCAUCAUUUUUAGUCACUGUUAUGGUCCUGCUCCACUUCCUCCUAUCCAGGAAAAGAAGGCUGCGCUCUCCGCUCAACUUGACCCUCACUUCCUGAACAACCCAGAGAUGUCUGACGUGACGUUCCUAGUGGAGGGCAAACCUUUCUAUGCUCACGGGGUUCUGCUGCUCACAGCGUCCGAUAGGUUCAAAACUCUGUUGGCACUGAACGGGUCGGACAGCACUCAUCCACGCAAAGACAUUGAGAUCAGUAACGUCAAGUACAACAUCUUCCAGAUGAUGAUGUCAUACCUGUACUGCGGGGGGACAGAGUCUCUGAAGAUGGGCGUCUCAAAGUUACUGGAGUUACUGUCAGCAGCCAGUUUGUUCCAGCUGGGGGCGCUACAGAGGCACUGUGAAAUUCUCUGCGCUCAGAGCAUUGACCUUGACAAUGCUGUGAACAUCUACCAAACUGCUAAGGCUCAUGGUGCGGUGGAGCUCUGUACAUACUGUGAAGGUUUCUUCCUGCAGAACAUGGCAGGUCUAUUGGAGAGGGAAGCCUUCCGGGCGCUGAUCCUGGGGUCCGGGACACGAAGCGGGUCUGGAAAAGACUCUCUUCUGGAAGAGCUUGAGGCAACGUUAACACGCAGACUACGCUCACUGCUAGUGACUUCUCGUGUGUGAAAGGAAAAGAUGGAAAAAUAGAAGGAAAUACACAAAGAAGAAAGGACAUGAAUGUGUAGAUGUUAAGACAAUAUGGAAAGACUGAGGAAAUGUGAAAAGGAAAUGCUGUUGAAAAAAAAAAAAAAAGACGGACUGACUGAAGUUGAGCUUUUUGGACAGUUUCAUGAAUUCUAAAAAUCAUUUAAUGGACACAAGCUUGACAUUAAAUGCUGCAGCAUUUGUGUGGCUAUAGCUAUCGAACUAAAGUAUGUUAAGAUUGUGUUAAUUUGUGGACAACAGUUUUCCCACACUUAAACAUGCCAUUUUGUACAGAGUUUGGCUAAAGUGGGAGGCUAGAGCAUAUCUUUUUCCCUUCAUAAUUGUUUUAUUUUAAGCUAUUAUAGAUGAAUCUUGUAAUGGAGAAAAACAAGGACAUGUUCUAUUUAAAGAUGUGAGAUUAUUUAAUUUGCUAUUUUAUCUUGUUUCACGCCAAGCAAAUAAAGUUAUAUAUAAACAAAA
Molecule: messenger RNA, 4065 nt
Organism: Ctenopharyngodon idella (grass carp)
Lineage: Eukaryota; Metazoa; Chordata; Actinopteri; Cypriniformes; Xenocyprididae
Gene: abtb2b
Product: ankyrin repeat and BTB (POZ) domain containing 2b
Exons: 17
Coding region: 469-3567 (1032 amino acids)
Molecular function (GO): protein heterodimerization activity
Source: RefSeq, a predicted model, not a curated record